AGCUCAGACGCGGAGCAGGCGGCGAGCGAGGCGCGGUGGCCAGGACGCACGGUCGGGGCUGCCCAGGGUGUCCUGCGCGCGGCGGCUGCCCGGAGGGCGCCCCCCUGGCGCCUUCGCUGCUGCUCCUCCUCCUCUCUUCCCCAUGAGCCGGGCCGGGGGGCUGGCCGUGCAUGUUGCUGCAGCUGCUGGGGAGGCGGCGGCGGCGCCGCGGACGGGUUUGCUGAGCGCUCCGCUCCCCGCGCCCCAGCCGCGAAUGUGACCCUGCGCUCGGGCUUGUGUGCCUCGGCUCCUGCGCCUCGCCAUCCGCCUACUCCCAAGGAAGGAAGGAGGCAGCCAGCCGGCCGGCCGGCCAAGGGUAAGAGAGGCACCGCGGUGGGGAGGUGGGUGAACGGGAUGACACGGGACCCUGCGUCUCGUGAGAAGAGGCGACGUGAUAGAAAACGUGGGGAGGCGGGAGAGAAGGGGAAUCUCUCCUCCGGACACGUGCAGCGGCGCUUUGCAAGUUGCUCUUGAAGCCGGCCCUCGGAGAAAAAGUGUGUGAAGGGGGAGGGGAAAGGUGGGGCGGGGCACGGGCAGUUCACACGUUACACCAGGCACAGCUGUCUCUGCACCGGUACUGGCGUGCGCUUGCCCGGCUCCUGGAAGGUGGACGCGGACUGUACAUUCCCGCAACCUUCCGCAUGAAGGUCCAGUUCCAACGUUUGCGGGCACGGAUCUGUGCGCUCGUUGGAUGUAACGUGGGAACAUCUCCGGAGAAUUAAAAAGGUGGCGUACACGUGCGUAUGGGGAAUGGUGGGUUUUCUUUCCCCCGACCCCUAACGUGUUUUUUCUUUUAACUGGAUGAAGAAGUCUUGCAUAACUUGUGUGGAGUUUUGGGAAUCAUGGAAGUGAUGUGGGUCGUCCCCCCAUGGUAUCGUGUGUAGACCCACAACCGAGACGCUAGAGAUACGCGGGGGGUGGGGGCGGUGCCAUAAAAGACCCGGCGGUCUGCAGGCAAUUUAUUGGGGCUUCAGUUCCAGGGAAUUCAGAGAAACGUAACUUCCAAGUAAACUGCGGGUGGUAGGAUUGUAAGCCUUUCUGUUACAGCCUGGUGCAAUAUGUACGUGUGUGCGCGCGCGUGUAUCUAAAGUUGCCACAUGCACAUCCCAAACCCCUUAAAAUAUUUGACGAGGUUGUUCUGCGUUACCGCAUUGCAUUGUUUUGGCUAAACAAAACGGGGGAGUAAGUAAGGGGUGAUUCUUUGGAGCUGUUGUUUAGGGGAGUUCAGAACUUACUGGAGAGUUGAGAGUCAUUCUUGAGGUUAUUACUCACAGAGCAUAAGAGAGCAGUGUAUAAAUAUAUAUGCUCACAUUUGCUGAGAUCAGGAGAGAACUUUGGCUAGCUUGUUUGGAAGGGGGAGAUUGUGCUCUUGUUUGUUUGUUUGUUUGUUUGUUUGUUAUGGGAGCAUUGUUAAACCUUACUCCUAAGGGGAGCCAAAUGGGGAAAGAAGUCUUGGGAGUGGAACAGGGUUGAGUUCAAGGUGCUUAAGAAAGCUACCUUUUACCAGACCAUCUAGCACAGUUACUUGCCAGGAUUUCAGACAUGGGAUUUCUUUCUCUCUCUCCAGCCCUAUCUGGAGAUGCCAGGGAUUGAAUCCUGGGACUUUCUGCCUGUAAAACAUAUGCUGUGCCGCUGAGCUGAACCUUUCCCUAAUAAGCUGUGGGUGGAGGGGAUGCCUAGCCCAGCCAGAGAGGCAGAAAACGCUCUCUGCAAAAUGUGGUGCAUUGACCUCCCUUUUCUGGCUGGGGGAGGGAGGGGGGAGGAAGCAGCUAGGUUUGUUCUCCAUGCCUCCUUACUUUCUGUUAAUGCUUUAUUGGAGAGGUGGAUAGAGAGUAUUCUUUGCAUCCAUAAGUAAACCGAGAACUAAUCAGGGGCUGUGUUUGGGGCUGGACUUGAGGGUAGAGGCCUGAUGCCCCACGCUGCAGAACAAGCAGGAAGCACCCCCCUUCCAUGCUUGGUGUUUUUGUUUUUGUUUGUUUGUUUUUGGAAGUAUUGCAUCUUGCCAUAGAGAGGGUGGGAAAUUUUCUAGAGCCUAAAACUGCCUAACUGCAGCACUGGAAUUAAAGGUCAACUAGAAAGAGGGAAGGUAUCUGUCGGGCUUUUUUGUUCUGCUCUUCUUGAGGCUGGGAUGGGGGUGGAGGAGACCUGGGAGAGGGGGGUAUGUGUGCCCCCCCUCCACCAGCACGUGGGUGCCUUUGUGAGAUUAGUGGGGCUAAGCUGUGUGUAUGUGUUAGCUGGCUUUGAGCCCAGGUCUAAGUUCCUCCAACCACUAUGCUGCGCUACCUCUCUUGCUUUGUACUCGCUAGUAUACGACAUCAGCAUAGUCCUUUGCUUGCCUGCUCUGAAGUACUCCAAGGAGAGUGAGUUUAGGACUGCAGCCUGUAUCUUGCUGCAGAACCGAAGUCAUGGGCAUGGGAUGGAGAGGGAGCUAAAAUAUGGGUUUGGAUUGGGCAGAUCUUUGAAGAAACCCCUAAGGGUGCUGCUGUAUCUCAUCUAGCAUCCUGUACUCACAGUGGCCAUCCAAAAGCCUCCAAGCACAGGAGCUGUGCACAACUCUCCCUGCUUGCGAUUCCAAGCAAAUAGCAUUCAGAGGCAGACUGGUGGAGGUAGGACAUAGAAUCAGGGCUGGUAGCCAGGAACUUGCAUAUGGACUUUCCUUUCCUUUCUUUCUGUUCCCUUAGACACAAGGAAGGGGUCAAGAUGAAAGAGUGUCAAUCAACUCUCCCCCACACACUUCAUGCAGAUUUUUGGGGGUGCAUUAGUGGCUGUUCUUGCUCUUUGCUAGCUGGGAAAUAAGGGAACCCCUGGCUGGUGCAGCUGAUCUGAAUGCAAGCUUAAAAGCAGGCAUAGGCAAACUUCGGCCCUCCAGAUGUUUGGGACUACAAUUCCCAUCAUCCCUGACCACUGGUCCUGUUAGCUAGGGAUGAUGGGAGUUGUAGUCCCAAACAUCUGGAGGGCCAGAGUUUGCCUAUGCCUGUGAACUGGCAAUACUCUCCCCUCUGCUCUGCGUGGACCAGGGUCCUAAACAGAGGUGAGGAACCUCCAGCCCAGAAGCCAGAUGUGGCCCUCCAGACCUCUCUACCUGGUCCUUGAAGCUCUGCUCAGGCCACACCCCACCCAGGCUACGCUUUCCCCUCCCUGGAAUGUAGAGUCAUAGAAUUGUAGCGUUGGAAAUGACCCCAGGGGUCAUCUAGUCCAACCCUCUGCAAUGAGGCCUUUGCAGUUUGGUCAUGCUUCCUGACUGCUUGGAUGGAGGACAGAGGAGGGCGAGUUUGAAAUGGGCUGCUGUGCAAAGGUAAAUUGUGUUGCUCCCCACCGACUUUAGCCUCUGAUCCUGCCAAUCACAGAUGUGUGGCCCCCAGAAGGGAAUGCAAAAAGGUUGGGUCUGAAAAAGGUUGCUAAGCCUGGAUGUUCAAUAUGUUCUGACAUCCGGGUCUCGAAGAGCAUUUGAGAUGCACCUUUUGGACUCAUUUAUAUUCCCUGUGCCAAUGUGCAAGCUUUAUGGUUGUGCAGAACUCUUUCUUUGCCCCAGGAGGAUUACGCAUAUGCCAAGAUAAUCAAAAUCUCGUGCUGAGCUCAAGAAAGGGUGUGAAGAGCAAGGGGCCUGGAGAACUGGGGCAGCUGCUUUUGACAAGUCAUGCUUGUUCAGUUGUUGCUACACAGUUAUUGGCUUGCAUUUAUACCCUGCCUUCUUCCAAGGAGCAUGAGCUGAUGUACCUGCUUCCCUUCACCCCUAUUUUAUCCUCACAACAACCCUGUGAAGUAGGCUAGACUGAGACACAGCAACUGGCUUCAGGGCCAGGUGAGGAUUACAUAGAAUUGUAGAGGUGGAAGGGACUCAUCUAGUCCUGGGUUUCCCAAACUUUGGUCUUCAGCUGUUGUUGCACUACAGUUCCCAUCAUCCCUAGCUUGGUCAGGGAUGAUAGGAACUGUAGUCCGAAAACAGCUGGAGACCCAGGUUUGGGAAACCCCGAUGAAGUCCAACUCCCUGCAAUGCAGGAAUAUGCAGCUGUCCCAUACGGGGAUUGAACUUGCAACCUUGGCGUUAUCAGCACCAUGCUCUAGUCUAACCAACUGAGCUAUCCAGGCUCUGGAACCCUGGUCUGGUCCUGGUCUGACACGCUACACACUUCGGCUCUUGAUGCAGUGUGUUUACCGGUAUAUGCAAAGAACUCGGCAAAGCUCCCUUGGUCCACAGCUGUGGCAGAUUGACAGCUCUGAUCCCACCCCCCACCCCCUUAGCCCAGAUGGAACUGACAUGCUAUUGAUCUUUGCAGCGGUGGCGGGGCGGGGGGAGUAGGGGCUUAAAUGCAAAGCUUCAUUAUUAGGACCACAGUGCCGCGGCUUCUCUAGAGAGAGAUGGAGAAUUAGCUCCAUAGCAGACGGGCAGUCUGGAGCUGAGACUCUGGGUGGGGGAUUAGGCUGGAUAUAGGGCAGUCAGGGAAGAGGGGGGAGGGGCAGGGGGCUGCGUCCAGCAUUAGGGGUGAUUGAUAGGGGGUUGAAUGAUAGGGGAGAUCUGUUGGGGGUGUCUGCAUGCCAGCCGCUGGAGAAAAAUGGCAGAUGAGACUGAGAUGAUGGGAUUGAGAAUUGGAGGGGGUAGGUGUCACCCAGAGGGGAUUAAGCGCGGGGGGGGGGGGCGGGGGAUGUUGAUGCAACACACACUGUUUAUGUGCUGUGGUGGGGAGAGUGAGAUCAUUGUUCAUUUGUCUAUCCCAGUUUCGGCACUGAUCUGAGCAGCCACUUACAGAGAGGGCUGCUUAAGAUAAAUCUCACAUUGCUUACAUGCUGUGGGUUGGAGUCAACCAGCAUUUUACUCAGCUGAAAUGAAUGGGCCCUCGUUAGCCACAGCCGUUAAUUUCGGGCAGAGGUUGACUAUGACCUCAUGCACUUAAAGUCCCGCCCCCUGCCCCAGAAUCCCAGGAACUGCAGUUUGCUAAGGGGGCUGAGAGUUGUAGCUCUCUGUGAGGGGUGAACUACAGUUCCCAGAAUUAUUUGAGACACGUGUGUUUUAAAUCUAUGUUAUGUAUACAGGGUUAUUGAUGGGGGAGGAGAUAUCCUUCUGCCAGCCUCUUCUCUCCCUCUGGGCUCUGUUUAGCCUUGGAGCUGUGUGUGUGUGUGUGUGUGUGUGUGUGUGUGUGUGUAAGGGGUGCAUAGGAGCCCCCAGGGUCCGAUGCUAAAGUGAACGAUGGAUCUGGCAUAUUCCGUUUGCAGAGCUUGCAUUGGAGGUGGGAAGUUGGGCUAGGAGAGAGCAGAGCUUUUUGGCAGGCGAGGACCCCUUUGCAGCUGGAUCUGUUUAUUAUUGCUUAGUAAGUGGGUGGCGCUUGCCUCUUCUCCACCCUUAAAAAACAAGCCGUGACUUCUCUCCGCACAAGCUCUCUUAUUUACACUUGUUUAUCCGGAGGAUAACAGGAUUUCCUCUGUGUUGAACCGAUGCACUUAUUACACUGGCAGCCUUGUCAAGCUGCAGUGAAGGGCCGGACCCAUGAAAAUCCGGGUGGUGGCAUAGGGUGCCCUUGCCAUGCCCAUCUGUGUCUGCAGUGAUUUAUUUUCCUGAUGAAGCCCAGAGGGAUGCUUCUUUUGAAAACAAAUAAAUAAAAUCCACAAAGCAAGGGAAGAAGGAUGCAGCUUCAAAUACAUCCUUACAUUCUUGGGUUAACGGAAGAGAUCCAAUGCAGAUGUUAAAGGUAAAGGUAAAGGGAACCCUGACCAUUAGGUCCAGUCGUGGCCGACUCUGUGGUUGCCGUGCUCAUCUCGCUUUAUUGGCCGAGGGAGCCGGCGUACAGCUUCCGGGUCAUGUGGCCAGCAUGACUAAGUCACUUCUGGCAAACCAGAGCAGCACACGGAAACGCCGUUUACCUUCCCACCGGAGCGGUACCUAUUUAUCUACUUGCACUUUGACGUGCUUUCAAACUGCUAGGUUGGCAGGAGCAGGGACUGAGCAACGGGAGCUCACCCCGUCGCGGGGAUUCGAACCGCCGACCUUCUGAUCGGCAAGUCCUAGGCUCUGUGGUUUAACUCACAGCGCCACCCGCGUCCCUUAACGCAGAGGUUAUCUUGCUACAAAAUCUAGUAAUCCCUCAGUGAUUUUUGUUGUUGACCAUUCUUUAUUAAAUCUGUUUUCUUGCCUGAAGGAGACGGGGUGGCCAAUAGCAAGCAAUGAAACGUCUUUAAAACAAUUCCAAAUACAGACACAGACCUUUUAAGGGCCAGGGGUCCACUUUUGAGCCCCAGGCCUGAGGUCUUCCCACUCCUGUUGUAAAUGGAACAAAGCCUGCAAUCAAACAGCAAUCAGACUGCUAGCACAUUUGCAAAGCUAAGCAGACUGGCCCUCGUGGCCUCUGACUCAGGAAACCAUUCCCUAAUAUGAGAGGCCUGGACAAAAGUUUGCUUGCUUGGUGCUGAGAGCUACAUGCUCAGAGGCACUCUUUAUCAUUUGUGUAUUUCCAGUGAGGUGAGCCCUUGCUUUCAAAGCAGGUUUCUGUGAUGAGGUUUGGCUGAAGUAAAAGUGUUGCUAUACAUCUAUGCAAUGAUGGAGAUGUUGGCAGGACCCUUGACUGUUCACACAGAAGGUCUCAGUUCAAUCCUCAGCAUCUCCAGUUUAAAAAGGACCAGGUAACCGGUGAUAGGAAAGACCUGUGCUCAGGACCUUGGAGAUUUCACGCUACUGGGCUAGGUGGACCAGUAGUCUGACCUGAUAGUCUAAGCAAGGCACUAUGACCCAGAGCAGGAAUAAGGGAACCCAGUGCUUUCUGGGUGCUGUUGGACUCCCAAUUCCCAUCAGCCUCAACCAGCAUGGCCAGAGGCAGGAUGAGUUGUAGUCCUUUCAGGCUUUGCCUUCCUCCUGCUUCUUCUCCAAGUUCAGCCAGUAGCAGCAUGUGCUAGUCUUAAAUUCUUGGCUGCAUCUUGGUCAUAUUGUCAAACUUAGAAUGGCUUUGAUCUCCAUGCGUAAUAAACUUUUAAGUUGUAUUGGUUCUUCUGACAAGCAGUCUUACUAGACUAUUUCUCUCUGCACACCCCUGCAAUAUAUUUACCAAACUUCCAAGAGUUAUGAACCCCCAAUUGGACUGCAGCCCACCAUCCUAUCUUUGGUGACCACCCAGGUGCUUGCCAGUGUGGUCCUCCCUUUUUGGGGGAGUCCAGGGCAAUCGGGGAAGAUUGUUAAACUGACAGAUAGGCUGCUGGAAGGUACCAAAGCUGCAGGGCAGGGGUGGAAUCAGAUUCAGACCAACCCUUGGUCUUUGUUAAGCUCCUCCCCACCCCUUUGCUUUGUAGAUCGGAUGUGACUUGCUAGCCCUUAUGAUUGCAGAGAUAGAUUUGAAUAUGCAAUAGCCGAAAAUAAGGAGAAAGCCUGCAGUAGCCUUCAAUGGUUGAGUGACUUACCUAUCCUUGGCCACAGUGCCAUCUCUCCAACUAGGAUUCAGAUCCAGCCCUUCCAUCUUCUAAAAAUACAUUUUUUACUCCACCUCUCCAUGUCCCCGAACAGGGUCAUAAUUCCUCUUAGCAGCUGAAGUGUAGAGCUUUCUCUCUCUCGUGCAGCGUUGUGCAGACUAAGAGGAAACCAUUGUGGCAGUUCUGCAUGCAAAGCACAUUGCCAUUAUUAAUUAUUGCUCUGCAGCCACGUAUCUUCGUCCGCCUGAUCGCCGCUCAGCUGUCAUUUGUUCCGUUAUCAGUCAAUGCAGCUUAUUCCUUGGAUCUGGCGGGGAAAGAUUGGGCAGAAAUCCGACUCGGCAGCAACUCUGUGGCACGUGGCAGGGUCUGCUUUUGCUUCUGGAGCUGCAGCAGGGAAGAGAAAUCUGCUUCAAGGGGCAGAGCUAGGUUUUUGCAGUAGCUCUGCAGAGGUGAUUCCAGGCCUUUGAGUCCCUGGGUGGCUAGAAUAUUGAUGGUGCUACGAGGAACUAUAGAAAAGAACUGAAUUUGCCCCCUUCAAUCUGGAAGAUUUGAACAACCUGAUCUGGCACCUGAAACACUUCUGUGUCAUCCAGGGCUUGGGAACUUAUUUCAGCUGGAGGGCCAACUUAAAACUUUCCAGGGGCCACAUUCUAUUGGCCCAUGUAGUCCAGCAUCCUGGUGGUGCUUAAUGCAGUCCUCCAUGCCAUCAUAAAACAUCAGACAUUAAAAACUUCCUGAUACAGGGCUGCUUUCAUAUGUCUUCUAAAAGUUGUGUGGUUUCUCAUCUCCUUGACAUCUGAUGGGAGGGUGUUACAUGGUCGCCACUACUGCUAAGGCCAUGUACUUGGUUACUUCUCGCAGUGAGGGAACCUCCAGAAGGCCCUUGGAGCUGGACCUCAGUGUCUGGGCUGAAUGAUGGGGGGUGGAGAUGCUCCUUCAGGUAUACUGGGCCGAGGCCAUUUAGGGCUUUAAAGGUCAGCACCAACACUUUGAAUUGUGCUUGGAAACGUACUGGGAGCCAAUGUAGAUCUUUUAGGACCGGUGUUAUGUGGUCUUGGCGGCCGCUACCAGUCACCAGAUGUUGCAUUCUGGAUUAGUUGUAGUUUCCGAGUCAGCUUCAAAGGUAGCCCAUGAUGCCAUUUGAUUGCCUGGCAUGGGAAAUGGGGAAAAGCAAAUGCACAAAUCUCUGGCUUCUGCUUGGCUCAAAUGUAGCCAAUUGCACAAAAUCACUUCUGUUACUCUGCCUCCUCCUGCCUUUGGAGCCCUCGGAAAGUUACACACAAUAGGAUGCAACCCUCGAGCUGAAAUAGCCUCUGAACCAGCCCAGUCUAGUCUGUUCUCACGGGGCAAAGCUGUACAGUGUCUUGGGCAGAGAAGGUGUUUCCUGUCAGCUGCUACUACCCAACCUUUUCAAUGGGGGAGGCAGUUUCACACCCGCUUGCCCUGCCAGUUGUCUCCUUUAUGGCAUAAAGGGGAUUUUCUACCCUGCCCAGCCCUAUCUCAGUGGAAAGAGGAAAUGAAAUACAACUUGAGGCUGACUCUGAGUGGUUAUCCAUGCUGCGUGAUCUCUCGGGAAACAGACUUGUCCUAGAAUAGCUCGAUCACAUGGGGGGUACAUGACAUGAAUAAAAUAUCCAGAAAAAUGAAGGAGAAACCUCUUGGAAAGAGUGAGCUGCCUUGAAACCCUCGCUCAUUACUUGUUUGGGCAACACUGAAGCAAAACAACUAGCGCAGAAUAAUUGCACACCCGGAGCCAAAGGCAGUGGGGGGGGGGGAAUGCAAGUUCUGAUCAUCUGACGUUUGCUCUAAAAGGCUGUUUAUCACAUCUCUUUCAAACAUCCGUGCCGAUUGGAAUUGCUUCUCCGCACGGCUUUCCAUGAAUCAAUGCAUUGUUUGAUGCGCUGAGUACUGUACAAAUUUUCUCCUUUAUUUAAAAGUUAAAUAUACCUGAUUGGGUCAUUGGUGCGGCUUGCUGGGUAGAGCUUACGCUGAUAACAUUAAAGAGAGUGAGGAGAACCCUGUUGGGUCAGACCAAAGGCCUGUCUUGUGGGGAGGGGGAGAGACAGACCUUGGGUCCCAGGGACCAAAUGCAGCUCCUGAAACCCCGGCCCUUGGGAUUUCCCCCCAUUUCACACCCCUGACUAGCCUUGCUUCACACCCUCCUUGGGUGUUUUUGCAUGGCUGGAAUUGAACUCUUAUAAUGCUCAUCUGCUUGCCUGGAUGGCGGCUAGAGAGAGAUGUGUGCAGAAACUAGCCAACUGUACAAACUAACAUUUACAUGCAUUACACUGCUCAGUUCUGUCUCUGGCACCACCCAUCACUGGCAAGUACCCCAUCCACCCAAGAUGGUUGCCCAGAAGACAGUGAAGCUCUCUGGGGAAAAAUGGUUUCCCAUCCCUGGGCUACACCCACACUAUACCUUCAAAGCACAUUCUUUCUCUCAAAGAAUUCUGGGAAUUGUAGUUUAUCUCAAAAGAGCAGGUGGCCCAGCUGUGUGCCUCGGUCUGGACUCUUUAGUUCUUUUGGCCACAUAUUGCGUGCUCACUUUUCUGAAUGCUGCUUGGUUCAAUAAUAGCAAAAAUAAUCAUUAUCAUUGCUUAGUAGUAGUAGUACUUUUAUUACUUAUACGGUGCCCAUCCGACAGGGUAGCCCCAGCCACUCUGGGCAACUUCCAACAUAAUAUAAACACGGAGCAAAACAUCAAAGAUUAAAAACCUCCCUAUACAGGACUUUCUUCAGAUGUCUUCUAAAAGUCAGAUAGUUGUUUAUUUCCUUGACAUCUGACAGGAGGAUGUUCCACAGGAAGGGCACCAAUACCAAAAAGGCCCUCUGCCUGUAACUUCACUUCUCACCCUGAGGGAACUGCCAGAAGGCCCAUGGAACAGUUAAUAACAACCCAUUAUUAUUGUUGUUGUUGUUGUUGUUGUUGUUGUUAUACAAAUAUUAAUAAUGAACUAAUAAUGUAUUGUUUCUAGUUUCAUUUGUGAACUGCUUCUUGCAAAGCCUCUCAAAGCGAUUUCAACAUUCAGAAAAAUCAUGCAUAAAAUAACUGGAUAUCUAUAAAAAAAACAGUUUCAAACCCAGUGCCAAUACUGUGAUCUAUACAAUAGUAAGCAAAGCAGGUCAGAGUUCUAGCCUGCUCAGGAAUUAUUAUUUGGUAUGAGGGAAGCAUUCUAUCAUGUUAGCCCCACCUGGAAAUAGAACAUAACGUAACAUUCUUCUUUGUAUCUCCUCACCUUCUUUGGUUUCAGGCAGGAAAAAUGACCCCCUUCCCAACUGUGGCCCUCCUCCUCCUCCUCUUUGUGGUGGGCUAUGGAUCGUCGGAGAAUUCCAGUACCUCCAGAGGGUGUGGCCUGGACCUUUUCCCUCAAUAUGUCUACCUGUGUGACCUGGAUGCCAUCUGGGGGAUCGUCGUGGAGGCGGUGGCCGGAGCUGGAGUCUUGACGACGCUGCUCCUCAUGCUGAUCUUGCUGGCAAGGUUGCCAUUCAUCAAGGAAAAAGAGAAGAAGAGUCCGCUGGGGGUCCACUUCCUCUUCCUCUUCGGGACCCUGGGCCUCUUCGGGUUGGCCUUCGCCUUCAUCAUCCAGGAGGAUGAGACCAUCUGCUCGGUCCGCCGUUUCGCCUGGGGGGUCCUCUUUGCGCUCUGCUUCUCGUGUUUGCUUGUCCAAGCCUGGAGGCUACGGAAACUCGUCCGGCACGGCAAGAGCCCGUCUGGGUGGCAGCUGGCCGGCGUCGCCGUCUGCUUCGCGCUGGUCCAAGUCAUUAUUGCAGCGGAGUGGAUGAUACUGACAGUCGUGCGGGACGGGAAACAGGCCUGCCGUUACGAGCCGAUGGAUUUCGCGAUGGCUUCCAUCUACGUUAUGUUUCUGAUGGUGCUGGCCCUGGGCUUUUCUUUCUUCACAGUGUGCGGGAAGUUUAAGAAAUGGAAGAAGAACGGAGUGUGCCUCAUUCUAACCAGCUUUUUCUCAAUCCUCCUUUGGGUUGCUUGGCUGACUAUGUACCUGUAUGGUAAUAACGAACUGAGGAGAAGAGACCAAUGGAGUGACCCCACUCUGGCAAUAGCACUGGUGUCUAGUGGUUGGGUCUUCGUGAUCUUCCACGCUAUCCCGGAGGUUCACUGCUCCAUCCUUCCAUCCCAGCAGGAAAACACACCUAAUUAUUUUGAUACUUCGCAACCGCGGAUGCGGGAGACUGCUUUUGAGGACGACCUGCAGCUUCCGCGGAGCUACAUGGAAAACAAAGCCUUUUCGAUGGAUGAGCAUAAUGCAGGUAAGACGCUUAAACCACAAUGUGUUCUUUGCAGGGCAGGGAUGGAUCUCCCGCAGCCUUCGAAAUUGUUGAAGGGACUACAAUCCCCAUCAUCCCUGCCCAUCGGCUGUGCUGUCUAGGACUGAGGGAGAGUUGGAGUCCAGCAACAUUUGGAUGGCUACAGGUUACCCAUCCCAUAUUUAGGGCAUUAUAAUAAAGAUGUAUUUGGCAGGCGGGAACGUGUUCUGUGGAAAGGAAAUUGUGGUGGCAAGUUUUGAGGCGGUGAGAGGGCCUAUUUGACCACGUGCUCCAAAGGUCUCCAUCAUGGUCUUUGGAGGAGAACUAAGGGAUGUUGCAGAUCCACUAGAACUUACAUUUUUGUAGUUAAAUGGGUGGUGGGUGCAUAAUAUUUAUAGUUCACAUGUAGUGAUCACUGAGACGGCAUCUACUUGGGUGAGACAAUUCUGCCGGUUGCCGCUGGCGUGGCUGUUCCUGGUGUGUUAGAAUAACAAGCAAUGUUGGAAACUCUGAUAUAUAAGCUAGGCAGCAAAUGACUCCGUAAACCAAAGUUGCCGUCUGCAAAAUGGAUUAUCUAGUUGCUAUUUGGGGGCAAGAUGGCUCUAAAGUCUUUAUUUUUCAAAUGAUGGACUGACUGUGAUUGAUUAAACAUCUGACUAGUUCAGAUGACAACCUUGAGCUAGGUUAAGAGCUUUGAGAACUCCUUAAAGAAGAAUGGGAACCUUUUACAAAGUACUUAAAGAAACAACAAAAUGAACUGGACUCCUUGGCAGGUUUUGAAUAAACAUUUACAAACUUCUUAUUGGUAAUAUAUAGAUAGAUAAAUUAAGGAUCUUUACAAUUCUAUAAUAUGCAGAGAACAACAUGUGCUGAAAAACCAGAGAAAGGAGCUGAGGGAAGUCUGGGGGGGGGGAGUGGGUGGGUUUUUCUUUUUUGGGGAGGGGGGAGGGGGAAAAUGUGGGGAAAGGAAGUUGAUAUGUUUUUGAUAAAUUGUUAUGUUGAAAUUCCUAAUAAAAAGUAUUCCAAAAAAAAGAAAGAAAAGAGCUUUGAGAACUCGGAGAAGAAAAGUCAAUUGAUCCAGGGACAGCCCACAUAUAUAUUGGCCUAUUCCAACCUCCUUUUCUUAAUGGUGACUGCUCCUGCUCAGGCUGCACAGAAAAAGCAAUUUGGUUCCAGAGACUCAUUCCGAUAGUGCAGAUGAAAUAUAACUGAUGGAAUUCUACAGGAUGGGGUAGGAGUAUGUGAAAACAGUCCAGAUCCAAUGAUCCCUAGAUGGUGGAGAUGUCAAGUGCCAUCCUGGCACCCAGGCAUCUUCGCUUUGUCACAAGUGGUUGAAAGCAAAAUGCGCCUGGCGCCUGGCUAAUUUCGAACACGGCUUUUGAGGUGAGGUGACCAGAAUUUUGCAACAUAUUCCAAAUGCAGUCACAUCAUAGCGUAUUUUGUGGGUUUUUAUGUUUCCUUAUAGUAUAACACUUUCCCCCUCCUCAAAUUCUGUGACCAAGUUAUAUGCUACAGCUAGGAUAGCUUGCCUUAUGCUCUGUGCUACUGACUUUUGGGAGGCUAAAUGUUUCCGAAUGCUGUUUCUGAGCUGUAAGGUGGCAAGAGCAACCAGCUCUGGUGUGGGGUUCAAUAUUCUAACAAGGUAGGGAAAGAAAAGGAAACAUUUGUGAUUGGUUAUGAGCACAUCCUUGCAUUGGAAAAGAUAGAGCAGGUCAGGUUAUUACAGAAUAAAUGGAUUCCUGCUGUACAUAAAGCAGGCAGAGAAGUUUUGAAGGAUGUGUAAUGGGCAUUGGGAGGGCAUUGUUCAGGCUGUAAUAAGAACAUCAGCAGGGCCUUGCUGGAUCAGGCCAAGAGUCCAGCAUCCUGGGGCCCUUCCAGAUGUACCGUUAGCAGCACUAUAACUGUUUGGGAUCCCCCCCCCCCCGCAUUGCAUCAUUUUAUCACUAUUCCGGAAUACUGCAGUCAUCAAAGCAGUUUUUCUUCUAUCACAGAAAAAUGCAGCAUUUGUGAAAGACCUGGAAUAUGUUCUGCAAUAUGUCCAUUGUGAGGAAGGUGCCUUGUGCAAUUUCCCACAUUUUGUCCGGCAUUUGGGGUGUGCUUUAAGCAGCUUCUGUUUCGUGCCGUUUCUAAGAGGAUUGGACAAAUUCAUGGAGGAUAAGCCUAUCAAUGGCUACUAUCCAUGGUUACUAUACUCCACGGUUGAAGGCAGUAAUGCUAUUGAAUACCAGUCGCUGCGAACCGCAGGAAGGGCGACUCCUCUCAUCCUCAGGUCCUGCUUGCGGGUUUCCCAGACGCAUCUGGGCAACAGGGUAACAGGAUGCUGGACCAGAUGAGCAACUGGCCUGGUCCAGCAGGUCCUCCUUAUGUUCUUACAUUCCCCCUUGUGCUUUUUUGACAAGAGGUUAUCCAUAGCUAAGACCCAAACAGUGAACUCAAGAAGUUCCUACAGCCUAACCUCAGGAAUCCUGUGAAUGUGCUAUCGAUACCCUGUUUUGCCCACUUGAAACUCCCAGCAUUUGCCGGUUGAAUGAACAAGAGAAUGGAAGUGACAUGGCUGCAGCCACAAAACGUUUCUCAGUGUUGGAAACUCUUGAUAAAUAAGCUAGGCGGCAAAUGGCUCCGUAAAACAAGGUUGCAGUCGCCACAAUGAAAUGUCCAAUUGCCAUUUCUGGGCAGCUCUAGAGUCUUAUUUUUUUUCCCAAAUGAUGGACUGACUGCGAUUGAUUAUCUGGCUAGUUCAGAUGACACCCUUGAGCUAGGUUAAGAACGUGAGGAACCUAAAGAAGAAAAGUCACUUUAUCCAGGGACAGUCCACAUGUAUAUCGGCCAGUUUCUACAGGAUGUGGUAUUAGUGUGUGAGGACAGAUCCAAUGGCCCCCACGCAUGCACCACCAGAUGAUGGAGAUGUCAGGCACCAUCCUGGCGCCUGGGCAUCUUCACUUGGUCACAAGUGGCUGAUAGCCAGGUGCAAAAUUUGCCUGGCGCCUGGCUAAUUUCAAACACUGUUUCCAAUCUGAACACAUCCUGUCAUUGGUGUGUAUAAGGAAAAAAGCACCAUCAUCCUCAAAAAACAACAACAGUGGUGUGUAUCUCUUGGUGUGGACAGCAUGCUACAAAUUUUCUCCCAUAAACAUUGGCAUGGCCAGCACCCAUAUUGUUCUAAACCAGGGGUCAGCAAACUUUUUCAGCAGGGGGCCGGUCCACUGUCCCUCAGACCUUGUGGGGGGCCGGACUAUAUUUUGAAGGGGGAAAAAAUGAACAAAUUCUUAUGGCCCAAAAAUAACCCAGAGAUGCAUUUUAAAUAAAAGCACACAUUCAUGUAAAAACACGCUAAUUCCCGGAUCCGGUAGGCCUUAGUUUGCCUACCCAUGUUCUAAACAAAGCAUCUGCAGGAGCCACCCAGAUGAUUCUGGGAAGCUCAUAAUCAUAAUAAUAAUAAUAAUAAUAAUAAUAAUAAUAGUAAAUUUUAUUUAUAUCCCGCCCUCCCUAGCCGAAGCCGGGCUCAGGGCGGCUAACAACACUAAAAUAGUGCAACAUUAUAAAAACAUUAUAAAAAUUAAUUAAAAUCAAAAUUGAUGGCAACCAUAAACUAAAGUUUUGUAAAGAUUGCCAAAGGAGGGAGUCAGGCUGCGCCCUGACCAAAGGCCUGGUAGAACAAGUGGAUACAACCCUUAUUUAUGAGGAGUACUGUAAGAGACUCCUUCUUUACACUUGUGAAAUGUUGGCAGGCAUGUGUCUAAGGUGUAGAAAUGACCUGUACAUCUUCUGCAGCCCCCAGCACUCAGUUUGGAUGCUGAUGUAAUAGUCAUAAAACACGGGGCCAUUUGCUUGCAGAGCAUUGUGCUGUACCGCUGAGCUGCGUCUCGCUUCUCGUAUCACCUUUCGGACACUUGGGUUGGGGACGGAGCAAUCUUUCUGAGAGCUGAGCGCCACUCAGGCCUGCAGCGACCGCCCCAGAUUGCCAAGGAUGACAGCCAUGUAAUUCAGCUUAAAGGGACGAGGCUAAUCAACCAGGAGCCUGUUCCCGCUGUGAAAAGAUUAUCCUGUCAGGCGCAGGAGAGAAACACACAUGCAGUAAUCCAGGCAUACCCUCCAUCCCAUCUGCUCGGACAUGAAGGAUGUAGCAGGAGCAACAGUUUUGUCCAAACAGACAGCUUGGCAGCUUCCUAGUAAUAAUAAUAAUAAUAAUAAUAAUUUGUUAUUUAUACCCCGCCCAUCUGGCUGGGUUUCCCCAGCCACUCUGGGCGGUUUCAAACAAAGUAUUAAAAUACAGUAGUCUGUUAAACAUUAAAAGCUUCCCUAAACAGGGCUGCCUUCAGAUGUCUUCUAAAAGUCUGGUAGUUGUUCUUCUCUUUGACAUCUGGAGUUCCACAGGGCGGGUGCCACUACCAAGAAGGCCCUCUGCCUGGUUCCCUGUAACUUGGAGUUCCUAGGGCAUUCUCUCCAACCAUCCCUGUUGCUCACCCUAAUUCUGAGAAUUAGGGUGAGCAAUUUCAGGGUUACAGUGCUCAUCCUGGGUUCACUUUCCCUUAGAAUUAGGUUACUAGAGCCUUGUUAUUUUUGUGAUUGUUUUGGUGGUGGUGCCUGUGAUGCCCAACUUGUGUUUCUCCCUAUGACAAUGGAUUUCAGCUCCUCUUAGUCCCACACAGCAUGGCCAGUACUUAAGGAUGAUGGGAGUUGUAGUACAACAACCCCUGGAAGGCCACAUCAACUAUCUAAAAACAAAGUGUGUCUUUUCUUUUCCUUUGAAUGAUUGGUGACAUAAAAAGCAGCCUUACAAGUUGUUUUCAGCUGUGUUGAAUGUGUUUUAAUGUGGUAACCUAUCUUGGGAUCCGUCUAGUUCAGUAUUGUCUGCACGGUCUGUCAGCAGCUCGGUGGUUUGAGGCAAGGGCAUUCUUCAGCUGUUUAGUAUGCGAGUAACCAGCCACCGCCAAUUUAAAUCUUUGUUUCCUCAGCACAACUCUGAAUUUGGAGUGCUCCAUGUCAAAAUGUUUGUAGUGAGAUGACAGGCGAGUUUUGAAAGCUUUUGAAGAUACUGGCUUGUUGGGGCUGCUUUUCCCGCACCCCAGAUCCCACGAGAGACUGCUGAUUUUGUCACAUGGCUGAAUUCUGGUUCAUUUGGAAGUUGACUUCUAAAGCCUUGGCUUUACUUUUUUUCCAUCGUCUUUGAAUUCUUACUACGUAGAAACAAAUGAGAACUUAGCACUCCUCCUUAACAUAUUGGAUUGUAGAGAUAUAGCACCUUGGGAAGGGCUGCAGCUCAGUGGUAGAACAUCUGCAUUGUAUGCAGAAGGUGCCAGGUGGAGUCUCAACCUGGCAGCUCCACAUAGGGCUCAGAGAUGGACCUAGAGACCCAUCAGUGCCGACAAUACAGACCUAGGUGGACCAGUGGUCUGACUCAGUAUCAUGAACGCCCAUAGCUGAGUGGUAGAGCAUUUGCUUUGCAUUUGGAAGGUCCCAGGUUCGAUCCCCGGCUUCUCCAGUUUGAGAAGAACUGUGUCUGAAACCCUGGAGAACCAGUGCUAGUCAGUGAUGCUCUGGGAUGUGGAACCUCAGGUCCUGGGGUCAGACAUGGCCUUCCAGGCCUCUCUAUCAGUACCAGUGUUCAAAUUAGUCAGGUGCCAGGUGCAUUUUGCACCUGGCUAUCAGCCACUGGCGACCAAGUGAAGUUGCCUGAGUGCCAGGAUGAGACCUGGCAUUUCCACCAUCUGAAGGUGCAUGCCUGGGGAAUCAAUGGAACUGGACUGUUUCCACACACUGAUACCACAUUCUCUUAAUAUGAUAAAGCUAUCUGAACAAACUCUAAAAACAGCAAAAGCAACGUUUCAUCAAAUAUUAAAUUGAUCUUCCAUAAAUGACCAUGUUACACCUCAGGGAAAGCUUUCCUAGGCAGAAAUGUGUUCAGUAAACACCAAACUAUCCAUAACAGGUUUAAGAGGGCAGUGAAGGAGGAGAAGUUGUUGCCAUGUGUAGAAAUGAAUUAGGGGGAUGACCAAAUAAAAACCAGAAGUUUAGGGAGUCUGUGGUGUCUCAAAUAAAAACAAUCCUCUUUAUUCAAUAGCACCUCAAUGGUCUAGCAAGAGAGGAUUUAUAUUUCUAGUGUAAGAGGCUGCUGGGAUUUCUUCUGGGGUGUCAUUUUUGCCCAGGUGCAGAAGAGGUGAACCAUGGGCUUGCCGUGCAAUGCCUUCUGAUGUGCCUAGCAGUGAAGUACGCAGUCCUUGGCUGUCCAUUAUUUUAAUGUCUUUUGGCUGUCCAGUUAACGUUGUCCUUUGAUACAGAAGUAACACAAAAUUCUAGCUAAUCAGGAACAACUGAAAAUUGGUCACACUGCUGGAACCAAUCACAUUACAGGUCACUACCAUCGAGUAGCCAAUCAGAUUACAAAUGGGCACCCACUGGCAGAAUUCCAUGGAAGAUUAAUCGCUGUUCACCUGCACUGAACCCAUCAGUGGGUAGAUUUAAAUGUGCACUACCGCUGUCUGGAAAGUGUAUCUGUCCUCUGCCCCCUUUGUUGUUUUUGCCUCAGAUUAACAUGGAAAGGAAAGCCUCUCCCCAACAUCUGCCUAAGUCUGAAUAUUUGUGAUUCUUUCAUGUCAGUCAAUAUUUUCACCAUCUGCAUUGAAAUUUGCAGAUUGCAGGAAGCUUGCUAGAUGUUAUUUCACAAAGGCGAUAUAAUAAUUACUUAUAUAAAAUAUAUUGGAAGCUUCCCAAUGGAAUGGGAUAUGAGAAACCAAAUAUUGCCUGACCUCCCAUCUUUUUUGCUAUGACCAAAAUUGAGAGCUCCUCCUUUUCUAAAACAUCUGUAAUACUAUACACAUUCAUUUAGGCAUGACAGCACAGUGGGGCUUCCUUCUGAGUCAACAAGAAGGAUUGUCAUGCACUUCUGUUAGCAAAGUGGGAAAAUAUUUGCUCUCUGCUGUCCCAGAAGCAGUGGAGGCUGGUCCAUUAGAGUGAAUGGAGCUCUGCCCUGCCAGCCUCAAUCUCUUUCUAACCAUCCUCCAGCAGCCUGCCUCCUCUGUGUUGCCCUUGUAGAGUUCAGCAGGGAGGAGGAUGGGGCAAAAGUAGGCUCUAGCCCUGCCUGCCAUUGGUUUUGGCUCUCCUUAUUGUUGGUCUUCCAGCAGUCCACCCUACCAGUCCCAAUGGGCACCAGCCAUCACUUAUUAGUCAGAAGACAAGAGUCUAUCUAAUGGGCUUAAGUAGAUUUAGGUGGGUAGAUUAAAAAAUGAUGUAGAUUGGGAGAAAUGCACAAUAAAAUGUUAAUGAAUUUUUAUUAGGAUGUUUUCUUUUAUAAAAAAAAGAAACUGCAAAUACUUUCACAAUGUUUUGCAUUGCUUUGACUCUUUUCUGUAGCGUUAAAUUCAUCAGCUUUUCAUUUCAUUGUGGUGUAACUUUAUCAGCUUUGUAGCUUUCUGAACUGGUACUUUAUAAGAGAGAUAAAUCAAUAUAAAAAAACCUCAUGAAAUGAAAAGUAAACAAUUGUUUUUUGGGGACGGCUGGACAGCAAGCUGAUGUAGAAAUGUGAAGAACUAAACUUAAGAUUGGAAAAAUGAGAAACCGAGAGAAACUGAAAUCACUAGAUUUUCCCAUCUCUAGUUGCCAUCUAUGAAGUUUAGGAAUAAGGUUUUCCUGUUAGUCUUUGUACUUCCAUGUGAUGAAAUAUUUGGGCAGAUCCACAUUAUAAAUAAAAUUUAUUAUUAUUAUUAUUAUUAUUAUUAUUAUUAUUAUACAUUUGAAGUGCAUUCAGUGCAUCUUUAAAGCACACAUCUUUCCCCAAAGCAUCCUGGGAACUGUAGUUUACCCCUAGCAAACUACAGAUCCCAUGAUUCUUUGGGGGACAUCUUGUGCUUUAUAUGUGCUUUGGAUGUGCUUUAAAUAUAUGGCAUAGAUAGGAUAUGCUCUCUGUUUCAAUACUCAAAGGUGGUAUUAUUCCCUUCAUUUCUGAGGUUUAGGAUGUGAGUGCAGGUGAUCCUUAGGUAAUCAAAACAGUAGUAAAGAGGGGAGGUAUCAGCAGGUUUCUGGGAGGGAGCAGAGAUCCCAAAGGAUUGCAGAGGUACAUAAAAUCUUUAGAGUUGGGGAAAAUAAGGCAAGAGUAUAGCGGAGCCCAGAAAUGGCCCAAUGAAGACUGGGCAUGGUCAGUGAUCACAGAACGUUGUCUGGUUGCUGGAAGGUGGCAUGUGUGGAAAGCCUGGCAAGGAUUGAAAUAGAAUGGAGUUGGCUGGAAUCUUCGGGGGGGAGCACUUUACGCUGCAACACUCGGUUGCACCUACCAUUUGCACCCGCAGCGGCCAUUAGGAUGUCAACCUGCUUGCAGACAUCCUAGAGGCAACUGGUGGGCAAGUAAGGGAAGCAGGAUACAGUUCUUUUUUUAUAUAUUGCCAGAAUGCAAACAUCUUUCUUUUACCUGUCUUUUCUUUUUCCCCACCCCAAAAUAUACCACACACAGCUUUGCGGACUGCAGGAUUUCGCAACGGCAGCCUGGGUAGCCGUCCCGGCGCCCCCUUUAGAAGCAACGUCUACCAGCCCACUGAGAUGGCAGUUGUCCUGAAUGGUGGGACUGUAAGUAUCAAAAUGUGACUCUAGAAGAUGCUGCCUUUUAGGGUGAAUGCCCAACCUCUGGUCUCAACUCAGAACAUUAUUCAAUUGGAUGCUUACGCAUAUUUGGGGAGGCAGGAUAGACUGGGGACAUGAACAGUUCAAAUAAUAACUAUUGCAUGCAGUCCUUCAGAAGAUGACUUAAAUUCCAAAUUUUCCUGACAUUGUUGGGCCGUUUAAGCUUUUGCUGCUAAGAUUGUUCUUUUCAGGACUGGUCCAAACAAUGCCAUCCGCCCCCCCCUUAAAUGAGUUAUAUCUCAAUGUCCACUGUUAACAGCAAUUCAGGUGUCUGGUUUUUUAUUCUUUAAAAUUGCAACACACAUCUGAGUUUUGUUUCUUUUUUGAAAAGCCAGCACUUUCCCUACAAAGGCCCUCUUUCGCUGAGGACAUUGCCACCUUUCCUUAUGAUAGUUCCACACACACACACACACACACACACACAUACACACGUGCCUGUGCUGAGCUCUUGAUAGAAACACACCGCUGCAAACAGAAGCCUGCACAAGAGAGUUUGCUCAAACGGGUCUGCGUGGCCUUGGGACGCGAGCUGCUCUCUUAAUCCGCAGCCAGGUCACUGCGAGAGUGGCUUACGGAGAGAUCUGGAGCCAAACAGCCUCCUUACAUCUCAUUUGCAUUGUGUGUGUUUAAGUGCGCCCAAGAAACUCCACAGGCCGCUUUUCUGUGUGCUCACACUCUCCGGCUUGCUGGUGUAAGGAAAACGCUCAUCCCCCCCCACCCACUUUUUUUAAAAAAAGUCCAUGCCUACAUACAUGCUGCUUAAAAGGCUACUCAUGAGCCAGCUUCUGCUCCAUGCAAGUUGGGCUGUUUUCUUUUAUUAUCAUUGGGGGGUUUUGCUGAUACCAUACUGCAGAUUUACACACAAUCCUUUUUUAUUUUUUUGAAAUGCACAAAUAUUAUCAUCAGUUUGUAAGGUCUGUUCCCCAGCCUGCUGCCAGCCCUGUUCACUCGGCGAGGGGUGGGGGGGUGGAGAGACACUGUUGGAGAGAGCCGAGGGGAGCCAGAUUGCCCCUGUGAGGAUGUAACCAGUUGGAGGGGGAGCUCAAGAGCGGCUCUCUGCAGCUAAUACUGCUCUGAACUAAUGCCAUUCCGAGCUGCAAUAAGCUGCCCUCUCCCUCCCUCCCCAAGCCACAAUUUAGUUGAUUAUACUGGCUGCAACCUGGCUUUUGAUGGCUAGGUCUGAAAGAGGCAGUUUGCUUUUGUGGCCUUUCCCUAGGAGUCAACGUUAGAUUUAGAAAUAUCCGCUAAGUGCCAUGAUUGAGGCUGAGAUUUGCACACCACAAGACUAAAAUCUAGUGGGGGGUUCAGUUUAUUCACUCAAUAUUCAUCACCCACAAGAAAGCUGAGUUUCUUCCCCUCCUCGUUUGUAGGUGCCCGUGCUUUGGGCAAUGGAAGCUGGUCCAAUACACUGACCUCAGUCAGCUCCCAUCUGUCUGCCUUCUUAUAUACAACCAGUCCAGCUGGUGCCCCUGGCUAUCGCCUUCCUCCUCUUGUCUCAGAUUUGCCCUUGUAGGAGGAUGGGGACCAAGCUAGGACGAGUCUGCUAUUAGCUCUAGCGCCACCUACUGUUGGCUUCCCUGCCUUCUGGCCUACCAGUCCCAGUGGGUACCAGCCAAUACAAGCUUUGGCCCAGCUCACUGAAAUAGCCAGCUGGAGUCUGCCCUAUACCAUUUCCAGGCUGCAUAACUGAAAGCUAUUAUGUCUGAGGGGAAGACUAGACAUCAUAAUUUGGUAGUCCCGAAUUCAUUCCCUGAAAUAUUCUCCAGAAGGGAUGGGAAAGGGCUGGAGAUCCCAGAAGCCAUGAUCCUCUGCUAGAAUUUGGUGAUUUUGUCCUUCAGUAGUAGAAUACUGCUUCAUAAUGUUCAUAAAGAAAAGGAUGAAGGACCUGGGUAUCCAGCCCAGAGGUUGUCCACCUCGCUGACAAAUAGGUCUUCGCAGAGGAUGUUACAAAAACCCCUCGGGUUGUCUCCAAGUGAGCCCUAUUCAGAGCAGGCCUGCUGAAAGUCACAGACCAGCAGUGAUCAUGCGCAUUAAUUCCAACUCUCCAGUAGGACUUCACAUUGGCUACAGCCCUUAGCAUACUUACUGACCAUGGUGUUAAUUUGGGAUGGCUCUGUGUGCUUUUGUGUAUAUAAUGUAGCCUGUCUUAAGUGAUUUCUUAAUGGUCUAGAAUGCUUAGUUAUGGCUUUAUUAUCCUUAUUUCCAGAUUCCAACUGCUCCACCAAGUUACACUGGAAGACACCUUUGGUGAAAAAGCUUAUAGGCUGUAGAGGAUGAGAGAGAGAGAGAGAUUUUAUUUCCUGGCAGUGUGCGUUGUUUUAUUUUUUUCUGAGGGAAGGAAGAGUGAAUAAUCCUAGCACAGGACACCAGCAGUGCGGGAGGAGGGGACCCAUCCAAGGUGCAUGGGAGAUCCUAGACCGGAUAGCUUGUUGUUGUUUUAAAAAUAAAAAUAAAAAUGUGAGCGCCGUUUGAAUUGAUAAGCUAACCACAAAAGCAAAACCUCUGCAGUGAAAUAUAAGCUAAAACUAAGUUUAAAAAUAGACGUAGGCGCACUCUUCCAAAAAUAAAAACGGGAGAAAGGGGACACAGUGUUCAGAAAUGGCAAGGCAACUCUCUGCUGCAACCAGAACGCAAGGCAAAUAUGGCCUUUGUCCGGCCAUCCAAGUUUUGAGAUGAAGAGGAUAGAACAAAAAAAGUCCUUAAUUCAGAUUGCCCCUGCUCUCAGCCAGGCAGGCUUUCUUACAACUUAACUGGCCAUCUUGGAAAGGAGAGAGUAGUCAUAGGAUAAGAAAAAUAACAAAUAAAAUUAUAUCCAUCUAGAAUAGUGUUUCCUGACCAUCCCAGGCCCUUUUUAAAGGUCAUUUCUCACUCCAAAAUGAAGGAAAGUACCACUGUGUAUAUACUUGGUUUCUAAGGCGAGCUGUACAAGGGUGUGGAACCAACUUUGUUAUUUUAGAAAGUGCAGGCUGGUCCAUGGCGGCUGGCCUGCCACUCUUCCCCCCGGAAGCACCCUAGGAAGUUGCAUAGCAACCUUCCUACAGAAAGGGGGCGGGGCUCUGUUUGUUCCGCCUCUUUUGCACACGGCCAUGUCGAAGGCAGCACUUGCUAUUAAAUCAUGUUGUGUGGAAGGGGUGGGGAGAGAGAGGACAGGCCAAGGCGAUUGUAGCUCCUAAGCGUGUCCAAGAAGUGGAACCAGACACACAAGAAAUCUAGGAAAGUUGAGGCGCCCCUUGGGCAGGGUUCACUAAAAAACGUUGGAUUCCCCAUCACUCUCCUCCCAACUCCAGUUUAGCACCGGAGUCUCAUUGACUGCAAUGGGUUGUUCAUUUCCUUGUGUGCUUUUUUUUUUUAACGGAGGAUUUUAUUCCUUUGUGUGUUUUCUAAUGGGAUUAUUUUCAUGUGGGGGUUGGGAACGAAGUGUGUGGUUGUUUCCCCACCCCGUUUCACCAGAGGGUCCCAUGUGCCUGCCUGCCUUUUCACAUUUUUAUGGUUUUAAUGAUGUUCGCCAGAGCAUCCCUUCAUUUGUUUAGCAUCGAACGCAUAUUGGGCAUGUGAACAGCCAUCACAUCCUCCAGUCAAGCCAGCAUUGUGCCCUGCUUUCCUGCAGAAAAAAAAGCAAUUGAGGUUUGCUUGUGUUUUGGUUUUUUUAAACACACACACACACACACACACACACACACACACACACACAUUACAUGAAGUUGCAAAGUAUGCGGAAGGAUGGAAUUCUUUUGCAUCUGUUCUCAUUAAUAUAUAUCUAUUUUCAAAUGGUGAAUAUAAAUGAUAAUGUAACAAAAUAAAGACCACAUAACAGAGUAGCUUUGCAAGGCUGUAUCCUGCAAAGGAAAGAAGACAGGUUUUUUUUAAUUUUUACUUUGGGAAAUGUCCCUGGUUUCUUUACUAUAAGCCUGAUCUUGUUAAUUUCGGCCUAGUUCUCAUUGAGGUCACCAGCUCGUUGUUUGGAAAGUAGUACCACUUCAGACUUAACAACCGGUUUUUAACAACAGUUUUCCGGCAGAGGGUGGGUGGCCACAAAUCAGGGAUGUUGGUGGUGUUUGGAAUUGAUCAGGUGGUUUGGAUUCAGCGACGUCUGGAGCACUCUUCCAAUGCUUGUAAGGAGCUGGAGGCUCAUUUGAUUGAAAACUCUUCUAUGCAAUGGACAUUCCUUGCCCGCAGAAAGCCAGCAAGUUGGGGAAAACCCUGCCAUGCUAUGUUUCUAUAUGCAGGGGUUUCUAUUCAUUUGUGAUUAGGAGAACUCCACCCUAGAUUUGGCAUUGCUCUUAGGUUCUCAGGUGGUAGCGUCAAGCAGAAGUAAUUUUCCUCUGCUCUUCCUGGUGUGCCAGCACCACCCGUUCUUGGAAAAGGUGGAAUCUGGCCAUGGUUACACCUGUGUUUGGCAUAGCAAGGCUGGAGUACUGUUCCACGCUGCCUGUGGGGCUGUCCUUGGAGUGUGAUCAAAAGGUGUCGGUGGUUCAAAACACAGCAGCUGUGGAAGCCAGUUUGAGGGGUCAUUUUCUUUUGUUCUUGUACCAGCUUGAAGCUUCUGGAGAACCAUUGGCAGUGAAAAAAGAUAAUCCCAGGUUGGAUGGGGGAAAGUAUUAAGCAUUUUCCUGUGUUAGAAUCUGGGCACAAUCCAUUAUGCUGCUUAUUACAUCUAAAGUCCAAUUAGGCUGAGGGCAGGGUGGCUGCAGGGGGCCAGAUCUUUAUGUCCCCAUUCCUGUGAGUCAACCCACCUGUCAGUCACCAGACCUCAGAUGAUUGGCAGGAGGGUUUAUCCCACUCAUCACAAAAUUUCCAUUGACACCACUGCUAAAAUGAAGCUUUCCCUCUCCUCCGUUUUAGCAGAAAUUUCAAUAGAAGCUACUUGGUACUAUUGGAGCAAGGUUCGUUCCCCUCGCCUGUCAGCUUAUGGGCUGUGGGAGCGUAGCUUGCUCCACAAAGGGAGCAAUCGGGAGCUCAUUUCAAGCUCCCAGUUGCUCCUGUGUAGUCAUGUAACUUGUCAGCUGUCCGCCAAGCAGCCAUGAUUCAUGAGGAACAGUCUCGCAGGCAAAAUUGGGAACACUGCCAGGUCAAAUCUGACCUGUGGGCCAGAAGUUCCCAAUCUCUGGCUUAGGACCAAGACCAUCUUAAGGCAAGGGUAGCUAAACAUCAGGGAUGAUGGUAUUGUUAUGGUCCAACAUCAUCCGUAGGGCCCCACGUUCAUUACCCCUUUCUUAGGAAGCGAAGGCCCUUAAACCUUACCUGAGCUCAUUUUCCAAGGUUUGGAUGAUGGGACCAAAGGAAAGGGCCUUCUCCGUGGUAGCACCCAGACGACUGAGUCUUCUCCUCAAGUUUCGCCCCAUCCAUUCACUCAAGCUCUCCUGCUAUCAGGUGGAGAGACUUUUUUUUAUUUAGGAAAGCAUUGGACUUUUAAGUUUUGAUCUCUCUCAGUGUUCCUGCUCUGUUGUUUUGUGGGGGGUGAAAAAUUGAUGCUGUUCUUGCUGUUGUAUUCAUGAUUUGAUUGUAUUGUUUUAACGCCUCUUUUCUGUAUCGUCAUUGUUGUUUAAGAUCAUGUCAGCCACCUCGAGCUGCUCCAGUUGGAAGCGAAGGGCGAGGCAUAAAGCCCCAAAAUAAAGACAUGAAUUAAGAUGUUCUACCUGCAGUCUGAAAUAGUACCUUCACCUCAAUGAGAACUAGGCCUUAAAUUUCCAUGAGUAGCCUCAUUGACCCUGGCUGGUCUAUUUAGUAGCAAAAGGGGUACAAGAUCAGGAUUUUUGUGAUACACACUUAUAUAGUCUAAAAGAAAGUAUAUAUUGCCAUUCUUGCCAUGAUUAUCUUACCAAGUCCCGUCCCCCCAUCCCCCGGACUAGGUAAUAGCAAUAACAUUUUUGUUGUGCACAAACAGUUGCUUUAUGUGCUCUCAACAGAAAAGAACCACAUACGGUGAAUGCAUUCAGAAAAUGUAUAAAUAUUAGUGUUGCAUUUUAUUGAGAUUUGAACAGGUUGGGUCUCAUUUUAUCACUAUAUAAAAUCUUAGCUGGUGCUUUCAUGUGUGGGUUUUAUUUUAAGGGAAAUGGAAAAAGUGCAGUUUGAAAAAUGGACUUUUCUUAAACUUCUAUUAUUAAAAAAACACACACAUAAGAUGCACAUGGCAUAAAUGGCAAAACAAUUUUCUUUUUCCCAGCUGAGUGUUGAUAUAUUUUUGGAAGCGAUUGGGUUGGUGAUGUUUCUUUUUUUAAUUAUAUGGGGGUGGGGGGCUGACGUUAAAGAAAAAAAAAUACUUUCAAGGAGUGUAAUUUAAGAUGUUCAAUGUUUGUUUGUUUGUUUUUUAGACAAGAAGGGAUUUAGCAAUCCUGCUUCCCCUUAAGUCAAUGGCAGUUUGGGAUCUUAAAGACAGGGCUGGAUCCUGCAAACACAGGACUUCCCUUAACCACUCAUGUCAACCCGAGCCUUGCUUCAUAGUGGUGGGAGGUGUGCAGAUUAAACCUUAAUAAAAUAAAAUAAAUAAAAUAAGGGAUUGGUUCAUUUUCCCAGCAAGUUAGUUUUGGAAUGAAUUUAUAUUUUUGUCAGUCUGUAACUUGUGAUGUCAGAUUCUGCCACCCCCCCCCAAAAAAAUACCACUUGUUGAUUUUUUAAAAAGGGGCACUUUUAUGUUAAGUUAUAUUUUUGUUAAUGUAACGAAGUUGUUUAUACUUUUGCCUUUUGAGGAAAGUGAUUACGAAUGUAAAGCAUCUGUAACUCCACAACAGUAAGCACAACUACUUUGGGCGGGGUGGGAUUUGGUUUCACUGCAACUCACUCUAGGAAGCGUAAAAGCUACUAUGUUCUCCAUUUUGCCAAUCAAUAAUGCCACUCAAAUGGGGUGGGAGGAAUAUAUGUGUAUAUAUAUUUUAGGAUGCAACCCUAUGCACACUUUCCUGAGAGUAAACCCCAUUGAAUACCAUGAAACCUACGUUUGAGUAGUUAUGGCAGAAUUGUGUUCUAUAAGGCACCUUAGACUGUUGUCAACAUGCAGGUUUUUGAGAUGAGCUAGGUGGCACCCCCAUAAACUGGAAGAAAAAUGCAAUCCAUUAAGCAACUACACCAGGGGUCACUAUCCUUUUUUGAACCAGGGGUCACAUUUUGCAUUUUGAGAGAUUGCUGGGGGGUGCCUUUCACAAACGGACUGCCAACGGGGUGUGUGUGACAUAACACAACAUGGUUGUCGUGAAAGGCAUGGCGUCACACAGAAUUAGAGAGUACAAUCAGGGCGAAGCUUUUCCCGUGGCUGUAUUUCCAUGGGAGAAGAGGCUUGUUCUGUUGAAUUUCUUCCUGGAAAACAAGGAAGAAGCAGGGAAAGUGCAUUAAAGAGGAGAGGGAAGGAGCAGCUCUUUAGGACCGCAGGGAUUCCAACUGCCUGGUGUCCAAGUGGCUCUCACUUCGCCCAUUGGCUAAGAACACUGGCAGGUGAGAGGAGCCAGGCUGGCUCAUUUCACAGAAAUGAUUGAGAGCUGGUGAACCUUGCACUGCACUGUGCAAAGGAUUGCAUCCUCCAGUUGCAAACAGCCUGCACCUAUUUGAAGACUAGCAAAACUGUACCCAUUGGCUUCGGUUGAGCAGCUCUGGUGGGUGAAUACGUAGAAUUUGGGGCAUGUGCCCCAUCCAGAGCCCCAUGAAAUUUUGGGGUUGAAGCCAUUGACUUGGAGUGGCUCUGGUGAGUGCACACGUUAGCCCUGAGCUGUAGAUGAAUGCUGGUGGCCAACCUGAGUGCACCACCCAGAUUAAGGGCUCUUCUGCUAUACACCAGCCCUUUUUAUACCCUGUGCAAGGAAGAUCCAGAGGUUGGUAGUUAGUUUCCACUCCAGCAUCUCUUUUCAAGAUGGAGAAGGUUUCAAGGGGCACAGAUGCCCUUGUCAAAGGAUCCUGUGUCUUGCAGGAUGCAGUCCUAGAUAAACAAGGUGUGUUAAAAUUCUAGCUUUAACUGCUAGGCAAUGGCAUCGUUCUUGGCUUAACUCUGCUUGAGGCUUCUGUUCUAACCAAAGGCAGUACAACUGGAAGCACAUGUAGCUUUUAUUUAAAAGAGAACAGAUUGGACUAUUCUUGCCACUUUACCAGAUUACACAGCAGGUGCUUUUAUUAACUGAUGAGAGCCAAGUCUCAUUUUUUUUGAUAAUAUAUAUAUUUAUUAAAUGUAUUAAUGUGCAUUUUUUAUAAUGUCCCCUUUUCCCACUCUGCUGACCGUUGCAUACUGUUUAAUCUUGUACAUCUUUGGAAAGGUUUUCAAGACAAUCAAAUGUGUACCAUAAUGACUGUACAUAAAGAUACGAAAUUUAAAACGAAAACAAAACAAAAAAAGUUGUAAAGCAUGGGCAAAGACAUUUUAUUUUCAAAAUGCUGUUCUUAACAAAUCAAAACAAAAAUAAAGGCUUUACUAUUUACUUAC
This is a messenger RNA of Podarcis lilfordi (Lilford's wall lizard), 28705 nucleotides long. NCBI's taxonomy places the organism in Eukaryota, Metazoa, Chordata, Lepidosauria, Squamata, Lacertidae. The record is from the annotation of a GenBank genome assembly.